ACUCCAGUGCUGGUCGAAAGAAGGGUUUUUCAGUUUUAAAGCCCUUCAUCGUCCCAAUCUGCUUCAGAGAGAAACAAGAGAGAGAACUGUGGGAUUAGGAAACAAGUAGAGAAUGGAGGGCAUCACUGAGGGAGUUAACAAUAUCAACAUCACGGAUUCUUUGUCCAUCAAGCGGAAUCGCAUCCAAGUCUCUAACACCAAAAAGCCCCUCUUUUUCUACGUCAAUCUCGCCAAGAGGUACAUGCAGCAACACAAUGAGGUGGAACUGUCUGCGCUGGGAAUGGCUAUUGCCACGGUGGUUACUAUUGCUGAGAUUUUGAAGAACAAUGAACUGGCUGUUGAGAAGAGGAUCGUGACUUCCACUGUUGACAUGAGAGAGGAUGCUGGAGGGCAGCCCAUUCAAAAGGCAAAGAUUGAAAUAUUGCUAGGAAAGUCGGAGAAAUUUGAUGAGUUGAUGGCUGCUGCUCAAGAGGAAGCCUUAGAUUACGAGGAGCAGAACUGAAGUGAAUUGUAGCUUGCAACUAUGUGUUUCUUAGAUUGGUUUUGUUUAGCAAAGUUAACCAGCUUUCAUCAUAUUUCUUUUAGGAAUUUUUGUAAACUAUAUCCUGGCUAUAAAAAAUUCAAAUUCGUUUCUUAGUUAA
Juglans microcarpa x Juglans regia is the source of this 641-nucleotide messenger RNA. RefSeq lists its product as uncharacterized. Gene Ontology annotation, cellular component: nucleus. NCBI's taxonomy places the organism in Eukaryota, Viridiplantae, Streptophyta, Magnoliopsida, Fagales, Juglandaceae. The record is from RefSeq and is a predicted model, not a curated record. Bases 113 to 502 code for a protein of 129 amino acids. The transcript has 5 exons. Gene Ontology annotation, molecular function: RNA binding.